AGGACCAGGCUAGUGUACCAGAGUAUGGUAGGACCAGGCUAAUGGACCAGAGUCUGGUAGGACCAGGCUAUGAAUAAUAUGCAUUGACAACUGGUCAUUUUUAAAAACAAACUGCCACGGAAUGUUCUGUCUUUAGAAUGGAAUUAAUAUUCAGUUACAAUGACUCAAAAAUCCAGAAUUCAUCGUGUAAAACUUCAGCUGAAAACAUUUCAGGGACUGCAAACCAAGUUAGUUGAUGUCUAUGUAAAAGACACGUGUAUGUUAAAGAAGAGACGAUGAACCGCGCCAGGGAAAAAGUAGAUUACAGUAAAAUGCCAUCACGCUCAGCCAGCCGUUUGAGAGCAGACAAAAGAGCUGUCGCAGGUGAAACGAAGACAUCGAAGAACCAUGAGCCCCACCGUGAGGUGCGAAGGAGAGACGUGCUGUGCAGCCGCACAUGUUACUACCGCAUUCAGGACUUCAUCGGAGAAGGAUGCUUUGGCAAAGUUGCCAAGUGUGUGAACUUAGUCACAUCACAGGAUGUAGCCAUCAAGAUCCUAAAAUCUGAGAAUAGCGAGGACGUUGAAGAAGAGAUCAAAAUGCUCAAAGCGGUGAGCGCUCUUGACCCAGUCAAGAAGAACGUGGCGCAGUUCCUCGAAAUGUUUAAACACAAAGGACAAACCUGUCUCGCUUUCGAAAUGUUAGACAGAAAUCUUCAUCAACUGUUGAGGGAGAGACGCUACAAGCCGCUGUCCCUCAGUGAGAUACGACCGAUAGCACAGCAGUUGCUGACGGCCUUUGACGCUCUGAAAGGCAUCGGUGUGGUUCACUCGGACCUGAAGCCGGACAACGUAAUGCUGACUAACCACCAGGGCGAGCCCUUCAGGGUGAAACUAAUAGAUUUCGGGGUGUCCUUCCCCACCUCAAAGGAGCAUCGUGGACAUACAAUCCAACCUCUGGGUUACAGGGCACCAGAAGUCUUCCUGGGUCUCCCCGUCUCCGAGGCCAUAGACAUGUGGAGUCUCGGCUGUGUGCUCUUCUGGCUGUACGUCGCCGAACACCUGUUUCCAGGUCACUUCCAGUACCAGUCUAUGAGAGGCAUCGUUGAAAUACUGGGACAGCCGGCUGACCACCUUCUCCGUGCCGGAUACUUCACCCACAAGUUCUUUACGAUGAACCAGAAAACAAACUACCCAAAAUGGUGGCUAAAGACUCCAGGCGAGUACGAGCUUUACAACGACAGAGAUCCUGGAGAAUGGGACAGGUCUUUUAACAGACUGGAUGACCUGAUAACAGUAGACAUCGAGCAACCUGUUGAACUGGAGGACCAAAGAGCUUUUGUGAGCCUCCUGAAAUCUCUUCUACAAAUGGACUCGAAGAAGAGGAUGGUUCCGGAGAAGGCUAUCACGCACCCAUUUGUUACAAUGGCCCAUCUGAUGGAUGAGACGGACAUGAGCGAGUAUGUGAACGAGUCCUUUCACAAAAUGCUGGUGUGUCCAAUGGAUUACGCAGAAGAGGAACGCCCAUCUGACGACGAGGCAGAUGAAGAGAGCAAAGGUGAAGGGCCUUCAGCCAGAACUCGUACCAAUGGCACAGGCUUAGCUUCUAGCCACAGGGCGGACAGUACAUCUGACGGGUUUCCUGAUGAAGCGAAGAAGAGCCCGCUCCAGAAAUUCUUCAGCAGGGCAGACAGUACAUCUGACGGGAUUCCUGUUAAAGCGAAGAAGAGCCCGCUGAAGAGAGCCCAGAAAUUCUUCAGCAGAGCAGCCAGUACAUCUGACGAGUUUCCUGAUGAAGCGUUGAAGAGCCCGCUGAAGAGAAUCCAGAAAUUCUUCAGCAGAGCAGCCAGUACAUCUGAUGAGUUUCCUGAUGAAGCGAAGAAGAACCCGCUGAAGAGAAUCCAGAAAUUCUUCAGCAGAGCAUCCAGUACAUCUGACGGGUUUCCUGAUGAAGCGAAGAAGAGCCCGCUGAAGAGAAUCCGGAAAUUCUUCAGCAGAGCAGCAAGGACCUUGCUUGGAAAGAAAAAAAUUUUGAAUGUUACUUGUGUUGCAGAGUAAAUGAUGUGUGCAUACACAGUAGUGCAGCAGAUUAGUAAAAAGAUACUCUCUAAGGGCCACUAUUUUAGAAAAAGGCAUUGGCCACUCAAAAAUUCAAUAUGCUAAUAUUGCUAUUCAAUAGAGAGCUGAAGUCCCGCCCCUUCCGGUGGACCUCAUGGGACCUAAACUCAGAAAAAAUAUGAACAAUAGUGAAC
Molecule: messenger RNA, 2230 nt
Organism: Perca fluviatilis (European perch)
Lineage: Eukaryota; Metazoa; Chordata; Actinopteri; Perciformes; Percidae
Product: homeodomain-interacting protein kinase 2-like
Exons: 10
Coding region: 276-2036 (586 amino acids)
Biological process (GO): positive regulation of transcription by RNA polymerase II; smoothened signaling pathway; peptidyl-serine phosphorylation
Cellular component (GO): nucleus; cytoplasm; PML body
Molecular function (GO): transcription coactivator activity; ATP binding; protein tyrosine kinase activity
Source: RefSeq, a predicted model, not a curated record